AUGUAUGAUACUCUUACAGCUCUGCAAGAUAUGCCUAUUGCAGUAAGCACUAAUAAGGCAAAAUCUCAGCAUUAUGAGUUACCAACUUCUUUCUUCAGGCUCGUGCUCGGGAAGAAUCUCAAAUACAGGAUGCGGUUGGGGAUCACUGGCUUUAUAGUUGCAAAGAAUUACAGGAGUUCCAGGGUUACAGGAAUCUGCAAUUCCAUAACUCAGAAAGCUUAUAUUGAAGAGAAGUGCCAGGAUCUUCAGCUGCAAAAUUUGGAUAUCAUUGUUGCAGAUAUUAGCACCUUUGAAAUGGAAGCUUCUUAUGACAGAAUAUAUUCCAUAGGAAUGUUUGAGCAUAUGAAGAACUAUAAAGAUCUCCUCAAGAAGAUAUCCAGAUGGAUGAAAGAGGAUGGCCUUUUAUUUGUUCAUCAUUUCUGCCACAACAUUUGCCUACCACUUUGA
This is a messenger RNA of Lotus japonicus, 447 nucleotides long. RefSeq names its product (S)-coclaurine N-methyltransferase-like. NCBI's taxonomy places the organism in Eukaryota, Viridiplantae, Streptophyta, Magnoliopsida, Fabales, Fabaceae. Gene Ontology annotation, molecular function: S-adenosylmethionine-dependent methyltransferase activity. Bases 1 to 447 code for a protein of 148 amino acids. The record is from RefSeq and is a predicted model, not a curated record. The transcript is spliced from 4 exons.